This is a messenger RNA of Austrofundulus limnaeus, 5273 nucleotides long. RefSeq names its product cylindromatosis (turban tumor syndrome) (gene cyld). Gene Ontology annotation, biological process: protein deubiquitination. NCBI's taxonomy places the organism in Eukaryota, Metazoa, Chordata, Actinopteri, Cyprinodontiformes, Rivulidae. Gene Ontology annotation, molecular function: cysteine-type deubiquitinase activity. The record is from RefSeq and is a predicted model, not a curated record.
AGAGAGCGCGAUGACGACACCCUUUCUGGCUAAAGUCGUCUCUUGUAAAUAAUAAAUGUCUGAACUGAGCGAUCGUUAUUGCGCGUAUUUUUAUGUGGCACUGUAACCUGAAUGCUGUCCGUGCACUUCAGAUAUGGCGGAAGUCUUCUGCCAGUCUUCUUCAUGCUGACCAGCUCGCUUUGCUAACUUUAGCGUGCUAAGAGCGCUAGCAUUAGCUAACCUCUUUAGCUAAUGAGAGCUUGAUACGGGAGGAAUAUAUCAUGUCUUUGGKAGCCUGUUUCUGACCGAGAUGAUCUGUCUGUCAUCUGUAGUCUCUAAGUGAGCUGACUCAUAUCGAAGACCACUGGUCAAGCUUGCCCUGGCCUCCUGCCUGCCAUGCAGCCAUGAGCUCUGCCCUGUGGAGCCAGGAGAAGCCCAGCGGGGGCUUUCGGGAGGACUGGCGCUUCUACAUGGUCAUAAAGGAAUGUACCGUGGAGAAACCCGCCCAGAAGACCCUGAGGAUCCCCCGUGGUAGCCUUGGCCAGGCCUGCCAGGAGCGUAACAGCCUAGGGCGACCUCUUCCCCCAUGUAAGGGUAAGAAAAGUCUCCGAAUCCUGGACCAGACCAACGUGGUGCUGAGCCUGGAUGAGCGGGACGUCCAGGAGCUGGACGAGAAGUUGGCUGAGCUGCUGUUCCCCAUUACCAACUGUGAGGAGCGAUACGCCCUGCUGUAUGACACGUUGCGGCUGGAGCGCGUCAGGGACAUCGACUGUGGUUCCAAAGUGCGAGUCCAGCUGCGCUCGGGGGAUAAACCUCUGCCUGGUGUAGUCCGCUUCAAAGGCUCCCUGCUCCCAGACAGAGCUCUGUCUGGAAUCUGGUUUGGAGUGGAGCUGCUGGAGGAAGGUCGAGGUCAGGGCUUCACGGAGGGCUCCUACCAGGGCCGCCAGCUCUUUCGCUGUGAGGAGGAGUGUGGCGUGUUCGUGGCCCUGGACAAGCUGGAGCUCUGGGAGGACGAUGACGACGAGUCGUUGAGCCAGCUGGAGGUAGAUCAUGUCAGGCUGGUGGAAGACGAUCAGGACUAUCCUCCACUGGAAAUCAACUCCCGGGUUGUGGUGCAGACCAGAGAGGGACCUGAGAGAGGCACCAUCAUUUUCUGUGACCUGCUACCAGGCAAUGAGAGCCUAGGCUACUAUGUGGGAGUUGACAUGGACAAUCCGAUCGGGGACUGGGAUGGUGUGUUUGAAGGGAAGCUGCUGUGUAAUUUUGCCAGUUUGGAGCACACUCGACUUGUUCCCAUCUGUGACGUAAUGCCAGAAUACUCCAUGCAGGAUCAAAGGCUGCAAAAGCACAGUUUUGCCUCCAGAGGCAGCAACAGCGACAAGUCGUCCUCUGGCCAAAGCAAACCAAAGAUCAAAGGAUUAGGUCAUCAGUGUGGAAGUAGGAGCAAGUCUGAAUUUUACUAUACUUUAAAUGGCAGCUCUCUUGAUCUCCCCGCCCAGCCCAAAUCCAAAAGCACAUGGUACAUUGAUGAAGUUGGAGAAGAUCCCGCCAAGUCUCUUACUGACACGCCCCCUGAGUUUAACCAGUCCUCUCCGCCCUCCAGAGCCACGCCCACUUCCUCUCUGUCCAGCGACAACAAGUUCCACUCGCUGCCGUUCAGCCUGAACCGUAAGACCGUGCCCAAUGAGAACAUAAGCCAAGGGCCCAUCUCCCUGUCUGUCCAGUCUGUGAUGGGAGAGCAGCCCGACCCUCCACCGCCCGCUGCUUCUCCCUCGCCGCGACCUCCGACUCCACCUCGAGGACAGCCGGGUCUGGAGGUGGGCACCCUGGUGGAGGUGAAGGAGAACCCCCCACUGUGUGGUGUUAUUCGCUGGGUGGGUCUUCCUCCUGGCCUGCUGGAGCCUUUAGCUGGCCUGGAGCUGGCAUUUGGCGGGUACCUGAGUGAGGUCGUGCACGAGAACACGCCCCCACGGACAGAAAACGAUGGUCUGGAUGUCAUGGUGGGGAAAAAGAAAGGCAUUCAGGGCCACUACAACUCCUGCUACCUGGAUUCCACCCUUUUCUGUCUUUUCUCCUUCAGUUCUGUACUGGACACGGUUCUGCUGAGGCCACGAUCAAAGACUGACGUCGAGUAUUACAGGGAGACUCAGGAGCUGCUACGCACAGAGAUAGUCAACCCACUGCGCAUACAUGGGUAUGUUUGUGCCACCAAAGUGAUGAAGCUCAGGAGGAUCCUAGAGAAAGUUGAAGCUGCCUCUGGGUUUACCUCUGAAGAAAAAGAUCCUGAGGAGUUUCUUAAUAUCCUCUUCCAUCACAUACUGAGGGUGGACCCGUUGCUCAAACUACGGUCAGCAGGUCAGAAGGUCCAGGACUGUUAUUUUUACCAGAUCUUCAUGGACAAGAAGGAUAAGGUUGGAGUCCCGACGAUUCAGCAGCUCCUAGAAUGGUCCUUUAUUACCAGCGACCUCAAGUUUGCUGAGGCUCCCUCUUGUCUCAUCAUCCAGAUGCCCCGCUUUGGCAAAGACUUCAAAAUGUUCAACAAGAUUUUUCCCUCCUUGGAGUUAGACAUCACGGACCUCCUUGAAGACACUCCGAGGGAAUGUCGUAUCUGCGGAGGCCUGGCUCUGUACGAGUGCAGAGACUGUUAUGAGGACGGGGAUAUCACUGCCGGCAAGAUUAAACAAUUCUGUGAAAAGUGCAACACACAGGUACACCUUCACCCGAAGAGGAAAGCCCAUCGACACAGCAAACUGUCYGUCCCCAAGGAGCUCCAGGAUGGUACGGGACGUCAGGGCACUUUUCCCCGCCAGAGGAUGGAGCUGUUUGCUGUGCUGUGCAUCGAAACCAGUCACUACGUGGCCUUCGUCAAGUACGGCAGCGCCGAUUCUGCCUGGCUCUUCUUUGACAGCAUGGCUGACCGUGAUGGAGGGCAGAAUGGUUUCAACAUACCACAGGUGUCUCCCUGUCCGGAGGUGGAGGCCUACCUGAAAAUGACCCCAGAGGAGCUGCACACCCUAGACCCCAAAAGCAUCCAGGGGCAGGCGAGGCGUCUGCUCUGCGACGCUUAUAUGUGCAUGUAUCAGAGCCCAACCAUGAGCCUGUACAAGUAAAAUCCUCUUCCCCAGACCCAACUGCCUCGCCUCCUCAGCUCCUCUGCAUCUCCAUCUCCACUCCCUGAGGACAGCAGAUUCCCCGAAAGACCAAAAAAUUUCAAGUACGAACUAACAGAGGAGGUGCCGUCUGCCAGCAGGGGCGCUGUCCUGAGUAUCCGUCUCCACCUCUCCUCAGUGCCGACCUUUUUUUUUAAUUUUAUUUUUUUCCCCCGUGGAGGUUAAAGAGAUGGAAGAGAGUGGGAGAAGCCUAUUUGCACUGUGUAAUAAAUAGUUCAAGUGUUGUGUUCUUCACGUAGUCCUAUGUAGCUUUCCUGUGUCUCACAGCUGAGUGUCGGCGGUGGUUAAUGAAGCGACGGCAGGCUUUAUGAGGAUUCACUCCCUGCUCAGGAAGGAGGAAGACGACGGCGGAACAGGAGGCCGCGUCGCGUCGCAGUGGCUGACAGAAUAUGUGCAGCGAAAACAAAACGAGCUCACGGGAGGGCCUUGAUCACCUCAUUUACCUUAAGCAAAGAGGAGUCGUGUUGUUCUUAAUCACUGUAAGAGAUGGGAGCUUCUCAUGGCGCGCAUUAAGAAAGCAACACGGAGCGGAAAAACCUCCUGUUUGUGCUGUUCAAAAAUAACCCUGUAAACUCUCAGUGGCUUAGAUUUCUCCACUUAACAACAUCAACUAUAAAUAUCAACCAGUUGUGGAUUCAGGUUCUUCUCUUCGUCGACUGGUUAGAAUAUUUCCUCCUAAAGCUGUGUGAAAACAUCUCUACAGUAUAUGUUUUGCAGAAUAAGAUGUAGCCGUUGUAAAAGUUUUUGCCACACACUCGCUCAGUCGACGCUGCUCUCCUCCGUCUCCCAAGUGGACCGAUCAGAAAACAUUAUUAUUUUUUUCUGUUUUUAAGCUCUCCUAUUUGAAGACCCAGCGAGUGCUAAUUUGUUGGUCAGGAGACAUGGGAGUUUUGUUGCAGAAUACAGAUUUGCUGCUGUGCUGUAGCUGCGGGGAAACGCUCUGCAUCGCUAAUGCAGAGUAGGUGGCAGAUAAAUGCACGAGAGGAGACUUGUACAAAGGCUUCAGUUGUCGAGCUGCUCGCCACGCAGCUCCACGCCUUCAUCGACUCAAUGAGGUGAAAAACUGGACAAGUCAGGCUUUUUUUUCUUUUCUCGAGGUAAGACUUGUGCGAUGUGGGGUGAAAAAAAAAGCGUUGUGUCGCUCAUUGUGCUAAUGAGUGUGUCUAAAUUAUGUUUUAUGUUUACAAAGCCUUUUCCCCUGUCUGUCCUGGCAGGUCUGAUUUUUAUUUUUUUAUUUUUUUUAAAAGGAGCAAGUCUUAACUCUCUCUGCCUUUUGUGAAAGUGUGACAUGUUAUAUGUCCAAACUUGCACCUGAUAACAAAACCAUCAUAAUCGAACAACUAUUUAUUACACUGAUCAUAACAAAAACUCACCUGAAGUCAAAGAAAAAAAGAAAAACAAAACAGGAAACAGGGUUGACAAUGUAAGAUUUGGGUACUAGUCCGCUUUCACUGUAUAUUUAAGUGAGUUAUUGUUCUUCAUGUUGUCUUAUACCAACUACUGAUUGUUAAUAGGGACACUUUGAUAAGUUAACAAAAGACAGAUAAUGAAGAGGCACAACGGUGCAUCAGAUAUGUGUAUUUUAACAAGAGUUUUGAUCCAAAAUAAACUGAUUAUGUUUGAUCCCAUUAUACUCCAGUUUCACAAAACAGAAGCCAACCAGUCUGGAUCCAGACUGGUUUUUCCUUGGUUUUCUCAUAUCACAAUGAAUUGAUUAAAAGCAACAAAUACAGAUGUUGGCAUCAGCAUUAGAUAUCUAAUAUAAGCAUAUUUAAAUAUUUUCCUAAUCCUGCUCACAGUUUAAUGACGGAUUUCAUUGUGAGGUAAAGAUGUUUUUAAACGACUGAUCCAGUUUGCUCUGUGGUCGUUCCCACUGUCGCAGGGAUUCUGACAGAGGAACUUCCUGUGUGAACUUUUCGCUGCACUGUUGGAGCUCGUCACUGACCGGUUCCUUGUUCACUUUGACACAAGUCUCAGAAAAAAAAAGAGGAUGGGAUUGUGUUUUUGUUUGUUUUUUCCUGUUGCAUCUGUACAGUGUAGACAUAUGUAACAGGUGAUGAUAAAUUAAUGUCUGUGAUGUUUCCUGUAAAUGUUAACAAAAUAAAGCUCAUUUUGACAGGUUCA